UCCUUUCCUUUGCUUUUUGCUUGCAAGGCGGCGCCGCCGAAAGGGCUCAGCAGUGGGGUUUGCCGCGCGCACACAAAGGACGCCGGGGAAGCGCGGCGAAGAGCAGACCCUGGGGGGGCGGGCAGGUCCCGUGCGGCCCUAGGCGACCCUAGAGGUCAGCUCUCCUUGGUCCGGAGCCAAGCGCGGGGCGGCUUCUGCGGAGGGAAGGGAGGAGGGAGCCUGUCCUUUGGGAGGCGGCUGCGCAGCGGACAGUCGAAACGCGCGUGGGAAACGCUCGAGGGAGAGUUGAGGAGGAUUGAGGCUGAAGCCCAGGGACUAGGAGGGUGGAGCGGAGAGUGCGUGGCGGGCGGGUGCCUCGAAGCCUGAGAAGUUGGUGCGAAACCAGGGCGCGGGCAAGGCUGCUGCGCGCGGACUCAGGCUGACUCCUGGACGCACUCCUUUGGGGGAAGGGGCCCGAACUUCACCGUCGCCGACUGGGGGCAGCGGGUGCUGGCCGCCUCUGCCUGGAGGGAGACGCACGCGGGACGGUGAUGGUGGAGGAGCCGGCCGGGGCUGGGCGCUGGGCUCCUACCCGCCGGCGCACGGCCGCCUCUCGCUUGGGCGCUCCCCGCCAGGGGGCGGCGCAGUGCGGGGCAAGCAGGCGGCGGCUGGCGGCGGCGCGGCGACUGGGGUGGUAGGGGAGCGGGCUUCGAGUCACCGGCCUCACCUGGGCACGUCGUCGCCCCCGGAGCCUCCAGGAGUCCAGGGUCCGCAGAGGCCGCCUGCACUGCACCUCCAAUUUCCCGCUUUUGCUAUGUUGCCUUUUGGAGACAAAACAAGAGAAAUGGUCAAUGCAUGGUUUGCUGAGAGAGUUCACACUUUGUGCAAGGAGGGCAUCAGAGGCCACACAGAAUUUUGCUCCUGCCCCUCACAGCAGAGUCCCCGUGCAGAUAGCAGUGUCCCUGGAACACCAACCAGGAAAAUCUCUGCCUCCGAAUUUGAUCGGCCUCUUAGACCCAUCGUUGUCAAGGAUUCUGAGGGAACUGUGAGCUUCCUCUCUGACUCAGAAAAGAAGGAACAGAUGCCUCUAACCCCCCCAAGGUUUGAUAAUGAUGAAGGGGACCAGUGCUCGAGACUCUUGGAAUUAGUGAAAGAUAUUUCUAGUCACUUGGAUGUCACAGCCUUAUGUCACAAAAUUUUCUUGCACAUCCAUGGACUCAUCUCUGCUGACCGCUAUUCCCUGUUCCUCGUCUGUGAAGACAGCUCCAAUGACAAGUUUCUCAUCAGCCGCCUCUUUGAUGUUGCAGAAGGUUCAACACUGGAAGAGGCUUCAAAUAACUGUAUCCGCUUAGAGUGGAACAAAGGCAUCGUGGGACAUGUGGCAGCUCUCGGUGAACCCUUGAACAUCAAAGAUGCAUAUGAGGAUCCAAGGUUCAAUGCAGAAGUUGACCAAAUUACAGGCUACCGGACACAAAGUAUCCUUUGUAUGCCAAUUAAGAAUCAUAGGGAAGAGGUUGUUGGUGUAGCCCAGGCCAUCAACAAGAAAUCUGGAAAUGGUGGGACAUUCACCGAAAAAGAUGAAAAGGACUUUGCUGCUUAUUUGGCAUUUUGUGGAAUUGUUCUUCAUAAUGCUCAACUCUAUGAGACUUCACUUCUGGAGAAUAAGAGAAAUCAGGUGCUGCUUGACCUUGCUAGCUUAAUUUUCGAAGAACAACAAUCAUUGGAAGUAAUUCUAAAGAAAAUAGCUGCCACUAUUAUCUCUUUCAUGCAGGUGCAAAAAUGCACCAUUUUCAUAGUGGAUGAAGAUUGCUCCGAUUCUUUUUCUAGUGUGUUUCACAUGGAGUGUGAGGAAUUAGAAAAAUCAUCAGAUACUUUAACAAGGGAUCGUGAUACAAACAGAAUCAAUUACAUGUAUGCUCAGUAUGUCAAAAAUACUAUGGAACCACUGAAUAUCCCGGAUGUCAGUAAGGAUAAAAGAUUUCCCUGGACAAAUGAAAACACAGGAAAUGUAAACCAGCAGUGCAUUAGAAGUUUGCUUUGUACACCUAUAAAAAAUGGAAAGAAGAAUAAAGUAAUAGGGGUUUGCCAACUUGUAAAUAAGAUGGAGGAGACUACUGGCAAGGUUAAGCCUUUCAACCGAAAUGAUGAACAGUUUCUGGAAGCUUUUGUCAUCUUCUGUGGCUUGGGGAUCCAGAACACACAGAUGUAUGAAGCUGUGGAGAGAGCCAUGGCCAAGCAAAUGGUCACGUUGGAGGUUCUGUCAUACCAUGCUUCAGCAGCAGAGGAAGAAACAAGAGAGCUCCAAUCCUUAGCGAAGAUGGAGGGAAAGCAGAGAAGUGAUAUGCCAGAUGCUCAGAAGAAAUUUUGGAGGGAAUCAAGGAAAAAUCGUUACAGAGAAGAAACCUGGUUCAGAUUUCCUCAUUUUUCUUCCCUCUGCCCCACACAAGUUAAAGCCUCUUUUCAUCAGGCUGCUGUGGUCCCAUCUGCCCAGACCCUUAAAAUCACUGACUUCAGCUUCAGUGACUUUGAGCUGUCUGACGUGGAAACGGCACUCUGCACAAUCCGGAUGUUCACUGACCUCAACCUUGUGCAGAACUUCCAGAUGAAACAUGAGGUUCUUUGCAGGUGGAUUUUAAGUGUUAAGAAGAACUAUCGGAAGAAUGUUGCCUAUCAUAAUUGGAGACAUGCCUUUAAUACAGCUCAGUGCAUGUUUGCUGCAUUGAAAGCAGGCAAAAUCCAGAGGAGGCUGACUGACCUGGAGAUCCUCGCACUGCUAAUUGCUGCCUUAAGCCACGAUUUGGAUCACCGUGGUGUGAAUAACUCUUACAUACAGCGAAGUGAACACCCACUAGCUCAGCUCUAUUGCCACUCAAUCAUGGAGCAUCAUCAUUUUGACCAGUGCCUGAUGAUUCUUAAUAGUCCUGGCAAUCAGAUUCUCAGUGGCCUCUCCAUUGAAGAAUAUAAGACCACGUUGAAAAUAAUCAAGCAAGCAAUUUUAGCUACAGACCUAGCACUGUACAUUAAGAGGAGAGGAGAAUUCUUUGAGCUUAUAAGAAAAAAUCAAUUCAAUUUGGAAGAUCCUCAUCAAAAAGAGUUAUUUUUGGCAAUGCUGAUGACAGCUUGUGAUCUUUCUGCAAUUACAAAACCCUGGCCAGUUCAACAACGGAUAGCAGAACUUGUUGCAACUGAAUUUUUUGACCAAGGAGACAGAGAGAGAAAAGAACUCAACAUAGAGCCCACUGAUCUGAUGAACAGGGAGAAGAAAAACAAGAUCCCAAGUAUGCAAGUUGGAUUCAUAGAUGCCAUCUGCUUGCAACUGUAUGAGGCCCUGACCCAUGUAUCGGAGGACUGUUUCCCUUUGCUGGAUGGCUGCAGAAAGAACAGGCAAAAAUGGCAGGCUCUUGCAGAACAGCAGGAGAAGAUGCUGAUUAAUGGGGAAAGCAGCCAGUCCAAGCGGAACUGAGUUGCCUGUUCAUGAAGAGCUGAAGUUUACAGAUGAUGUAUUCUGCAGUAUGCCUAGUUUUGCUAUAUACUGUACAGAUUUGGUGUAUACUUUGCCACUGCUGUAUUUUUAUUUUUGCACAACUUUUGAAAGGACAGCAUGAGAUGUUUUUAGAGGACUAUUGCAUAUUUUCUGUAUAUUUGUUUUAUGCCACUGAACUGAGAUUAUCAACAACGUCCACUCUUAGCACAUAGAUAAGAACGCUGUUUAUAAUAUUUUGUGUACUUCAGAGUACAAGCUGCAUUCUUGCACUGAGGCUUUUUUUUUUUUUUUUUUGCUGGGGAUUUUAAAUAAUUGGUUUUGUGUCUUCUGAACUACCAAUAUUCCAAGAAUGUCUAGAAUCUUUCUCAAAAAUAGGCUAGGAGCAAAUUGAAUAUAUUCUGUGACAUUUAAAACCUUCAGAGAAUAGAGAAAAAUGUUGGCUGAAUGGAUUUUAAGGGGAAUGUGGUGUGUUUGCCAAGAGUGUAUUACCUUAAAACUCGGAACAAAUGGAAAGUACUAUAAGGCAGUAUUGUAAAGAAAAGGCAUUAUUUAACUAAGUUGCACUUUUUUGGGGUUAGAAAACAGGCAGGAAAGAAAUAUCUCAUUUCAGUGUGAUACAGCUAUCCAAAGGCUACCCAUUAACUCACUUUGAUCUAACCUACCUGAUGGAAAACAGGGGAAACCUUGGAAGAAGAUAUCCAGUCACUGACUUUAUCCAGGGCUGAGUGAGAUCCAGAAGUGGAAGGGCCAAGAAUGUGUGCCAGCGAAGAGAACUUUCUGUUGGAAGACACUUCUGACAGUGAGUGUUCUGAAUACUGAAGUUCCUUUUCCUUUUUAAACGUCCUUACCACUCACCUUACAAGCCACAGUUUGUGAGGCUGCAUUUCAAAACACAACAGUAAAGCGAGAAAAAGUGAUCUUGGGAGCACUGGUCUGAAGUGAAAUAUGACUGUACAGGACAAGAGGGUAUAAAAUGAAUCAUAGUUUUUCUCUUUGUUAAAUGGAGUACAGAGAAAAGUUUUAAUUGUGUAAAUAUUAAGGGGCUAUCCUUGAUAUUGGGGUCAGAAAUUAAAUUGAGGAAGCAAUAUGGUAAGAAAUCUUCAACCUGAGUAAAACUUAGCAGUAUUGAGUUUGUGCUUGAGAAUGUGCCAUAUUUUGGUUUAUAGGACUAGGCAACCCAGAAUCACAGAAAUUUGGUUAUGCACCCUAUACUGGCCCCAGGCUUAUAGUUGAUGGUAUUUAUUUCUUUCAGCUUUUAGUACAUUUAGAAAACUAACAUUUUCUUAGAAUUUAAGCCCAGUUAAGUGUAUUCCUAUUGUUUAUGUGUGCCCCUAAAGAACACUUUAUUUCAUAUUGCAAAAGUAGAUAAUAAAUGAGCACCUGCUUCAGGAAAAGAAAAUCUGCUCUACAUAGGCAAUAAUGUCUGGAAUUGGGGAAGAGUAGGAAAAGAAGUAUUUGAUCUGUUCACCCUCUUCCCCACUCCUGAAGAAGGACUAUCACUAGUUUGGAUAGGAAAUCUCUUGGGGAUACAGUAAUGCAGCAUUCUCGAAGACUUUACUAAAACAUAUUUUCCAUUCAUAUCCUUUCUCCCCCCCGCAAAGUGCCUAAAAUGUGGCAUUGAUUACAUUUUUAAAAUUCAGAGUAUGUGUGUAUGUAUCUUGACAUAAAAUGGCUUUAUUCUUACUCUUCAGCUUUUAAAAAAAAAGCAAAACAGAUUGUAUUGCCAUUCCUUUGUAGUGGUAAAAGCUAGGCUAGAAGGUGAUCAACUGUUUAACGCUGUAUGUACUAUCGUUGUGACACUUGUAUUUUCAGGAUGUUAUUCUAUUUUUAUUAUAUGUCAUACACGUAAGAGCUGUAUGGUUACCUCUUGGUGGCACUGGUGUGUAACUUACACAGACUUUCACUAAAAUAAUGUAUCUACAUACCAGUAUACACCUAUGCAUGCAGACAUAAUUCCUUAGUAUAGAAAAACUGUUUAAAGACUAGCAGUCUUUAAUAACCUAUCUUUUUGCCAUAUACACUGUGGUUUAGCAGUUAUGUUAUAAUCUGUAGUCAAAUACUUUAGUAGUUUGUUUAUUAGAGCCCUCUAAUAUAUGUCACUGAGAUGUUUAGAGAAAUAGUAGACUAUGUAUGGAGGAUUUGUAUGUGCCAUUUUAACAAGAAGAUGUAUUUAGAUUAGAAAUUUUUGGUUUACCUUUAGAAAAUGGUUUAUUUUACUUGUACUAGUUUAGAAAUUCAAAGAAGUUGGGCAGUGCCAUGCCUAGUUUAUUUUAUUUUGAGGAAUUUUAGUUCAUACAGAAGAGUGCUUCUUUAGGAGUGGUUAGUUGGUUCAGGUAAUUUUUAAUUUUUAGGAAAAUCAUUCCAUACAUGGAUUAAUAUCUGGUACAUGGGCACAAAUUUUGUUCUUAUGUGAAUAUUUCCUUUCCAGUAUCUUCUCAAGUUGGAAAAAGUAUGCGUGUGUGUAUAUAUAUAUAUAUAUAUACACACACAUAUACACAUCGUCUUUUCUUACCCUACCUUAUAUUUAUAUUGCUUGUAACUCACAAGAAGUUGUUCUUAUUUGUUCUUAUUCUAGGUUAGUUCGUUCUUGUUAUACCUGAGUAACAUGAUACCAUUUCGUUUCAAUUUUUGGCCCCCAAAGCCUCCACUAUUUUACCAAGUUGUGAGAAGAUGUCUAUAGAAUUUCCCAGCCUUGUACUAUUCACAGGAUUGGCCUUUGCCAGCCACAGUCCUUGUGAACUUGUGUUAAGUCUCUUAACCUCUAUGGGUAUCAACAAGUUGUGCUAUCAGAGGAGUUAGGUUUGGGGUAAGCCUUGUCUCCAAGGAGGUUGUCAUGGAAGGCAGCGACUGUGUAAGCCCUAAUAGCCCCUGGAGACGCAGUCAGAAGUGGCUCUCAGACCACAGAGCACAGCAUCCAAUCCCCUUAUGUCAUUUCCUGUGUUGAGUUUCCAAGACUAAAAAAAAAAAGACAGUACAUUUACUUGGCUACUCAUGCAGAUCACCAGUGAGUGUGAGAUUUAGAGCUCUUGGAGCACCGUGCCUCAAGGUACAAACCCUGGAUGAUGAUGAUGUCCUCAUCACUGAUCUCUUGACAAAAAAAGCUGACUUCAAAAGGAGUGUUGGAGAUAAGAAUGUGUGCAACAAUGUACUGGAAAUCCUGGAUUUGGGGAGGAAACCAGUCACAGAUAUAUUCUUGCCUACCAGUGAAGUGCCUUUAUUUUCAGCAUAGAGCACAAGUGUUAGACCUACUCUGAUUUGAUUUUCAAUUUUCCUGUGUUUUUACCAGAUUGUACCCCUAAAACUUUACAGGACAUCACAAGCAAUGCUGUUUGUUUUGUUUUACAAGAGUGGUUUAAGAUGAGAGGGAGGAAAAGUAUAACCACUUUGCUCUGUUGGGAACAACUGUAUGUAAAAACCAGGUGGUAUAAUAUAGCUGCUCAGCAUCAGACAUAUGUCUGGAUGCAUCUUCUACUGAGUUCCUGCCACAUGUCAGGCACUGUGCUCAGCUGUGAAGACAGAGCAGUGACCCUGAGCUCACAGUCUCUGCAGGGAGUGCUGGAUAAGAGAUUUAAAGCUUCUGAUACUGUCGAUUUGAGGUGAAAAUCUAGGAUACAGUUAUCACUUUCAUCUUCAUCUAUAAUAUACAUUGUAUAGUUUUCCAAGGGUCUUCUUUAUCUGGAACUUAUUAAGAAUCUGUCAGUGAAACAUCAUGUCUUCUUUGAAGUAUGAAGUAUGAAUCACAUAACCUGUUGUUAACUUAAAGAAUACUUUAUGCAAGUAAAGAGUCAUAUAUUCCACUAUAUAGAUUAUUUUUCCAUAUGCUAGCCAGCUAGAGAUUACUCAGAGUUCUCUUAGACUGUUAAAUUGUGCACAGUUUGGACCCCUUCUGCUCCACCACAGGGAGCGAGGAAGAAAGUAUUAAAGCUCACUUUGCCCUUCCAUAUGCUUCUCAAAAGCCUGUGUAAACAUGUCUUAAUAAAUGUUGUUGAAAACCAUGUAAAUAAUUUAAAAUAUAAAUUUCUAUUACAGUUUAAGAAAAGAAAACCUUAUGAGUCAUCACUAGCCACUGUUAAUAUCUAUUUGUAUUCUUAUACCUUUUCAAUACAUUUGAACAAAUAUAUAGUUUCUGGCACUAUUUUUGUACUAGGAUAAAGGACUUACUGUAUAUGUUAUGUUUAGCUUUUAAGUCAUUUUAAAUAAUUGUGAAUGUUGAUCUCUUGUCUUUCCUCUCCCCCACCAUGAGAACCACUUCAGAUGACUCUUCUAUGACAAAAUCACUUUAAAGGAACACUUACCCACCUAUGCUCCCUAUAAAGUCAAGAGAUGGUCAGGGUGGUUUCCAUUGUGCAAACUCCCUUCACUUGUCAGUUGUUUCCUCAUUUUUCCAUGCUUUGAAAAAAUAAAAAGAAGAAUGAA
Molecule: messenger RNA, 7879 nt
Organism: Phacochoerus africanus (Common warthog)
Lineage: Eukaryota; Metazoa; Chordata; Mammalia; Artiodactyla; Suidae
Gene: PDE5A
Product: phosphodiesterase 5A
Exons: 22
Coding region: 794-3442 (882 amino acids)
Biological process (GO): signal transduction
Molecular function (GO): 3',5'-cyclic-GMP phosphodiesterase activity; protein binding
Source: RefSeq, a predicted model, not a curated record